This is a messenger RNA of Hyaloperonospora brassicae, 2193 nucleotides long. Lineage: Eukaryota; Oomycota; Peronosporomycetes; Peronosporales; Peronosporaceae. The record is from the annotation of a GenBank genome assembly.
AUGCCCCCACUAUGGCCCUCGUCGCCGCCUCUCCGCCGCGCGUGCGCCGUCGCCUGUUGGGCGCUCGUGGCCACGUCGCGCGUCCGCAGCGCAAACGUCACGACGCACCCGACCAAGUCGGGCAUUGGCGUGUGGGUGGACCCCGACACGCCGCGCGACCGCUACGUGUACCUGAGCUCGCGCGGGCGGCCGUGGGACCUCGUGAUGAGCGACGAGUUCAACGUGGCGAACCGGAGUUUCCGCCCGGGCGACGACCACAUGUGGACGUCGCUGGAAAAACCCGACGGCGUCAACGGCGCGCUCGAAGUCUACUCGCACAACAUGACGUCCACGGCGUGCGACGACGACGGCACGUGCUACUUUUUCAUCCGCGCGGUCGACGAAGUGACGUCCGUGCGCGUGUACAAUAUGUACAAACACCCGCCGGCGUUCGAAGAACUCCCUGGCGUCACGGACCCGGCCUCGGGCAACCCCGACGCGAAGCUCGGGCCCAGCGCCCGCGUCAUGAACACGGACUUUUACCCGACGUGGCCCGGGCUCUGGAUGCUCGGGAACCUCGGGCGCGCCAUCUUCUCGGCCUCGACGAACCGCAUGUGGCCGUUCUCGUACAACGAGUGCGACGACGACGUGUUCAACUCGUCGUUCCAGCGCAUCAGCGCGUGCGACGACGACCCGGGCUUUGGCCUGCACCCGCACCAGGGCCGCGGGGCCCCCGAGAUCGACGUGCUCGAGGGCGCGGGCACGACCGUGUCGGCGUCGGCGCAGAUUGGCCCGGGCAUGCCGGACGAGUACCGGCUGUUUUUCGUCGACCAGUCCACGGGCGACUCGGACUAUUGCCACUUUACCUACGAGUGCAACACGAUCGGGGCCAACCACGUUGACGUGCCGACGGCGUACUACGCCGCGCGGCGCGACCACAGGUCGUGGUACCAGGGCUUUCGCUACGGGGCCAACAACUUUUGCCGCCCGAACAACGCGAUGAAGCAGGACUUUGAGACGAUCGAAGCGUCGCUGGAAGCUGGGAUCACGAUCAACUCGUGCACCGUGGACAAGUGCCCCGGGUCGGGCGACGUGAACGGCGACCUGGGGCUCAUUGACGGCAAAGGACCCGGCCACUGGAACAUUAACACGAACGGCACGUGCUUUUCGCUCAUGAACUCGUACUUGGGCUCGUACUUGUGCGACCCGGACAACACCCAUAGCAAGUGUCCCGAGCCGCGCGACCCCAACACGACGGCCCCGGCCGGCGCCAUGAGUUCGUUCAACUACCAAAUGGACGCGCUGUCGUCGAAUUGGCCGCUGCAUUUUGGCGCGUACACGGGGUACCUUAUCUACCAAGUCGAGUGGGUGACGGGCAAGAAUGGCUACAUCCGCUGGAUGCUCCAUGGCGCGCCGUUGUUUGAAAUCCCGGCUGAGGCGGUCGAGAACGUGCCGCAGAGUGCGAAGAAGAACAAUCCGAAGAAAGUUAUGAUUGAGGAGCCGCUGUACAUCAUUAUGAACGUGGCGCUCUCGAAGGAGUGGGGUUCGAUGCCCCCGAACCGAGGCAAACCGUGCCGUGGCGAUGGAAAGGACCCUGUGGCGAACGCCAUUUGUGACUCGUUUCCACUGUACAUGAAGGUUGACUACAUUCGGCUGUACCAGGACCGAGGCACGGAUUUGGAGGACGACAACUACAUGGCCGUGACAUGCGAUCCCGCCGAUCAUCCAACGAAGGAGUGGAUCGAGGGACACAUGGAUGAGUACGAAGACAAUGACAACAAGGUGGUGGAAGUCGCGGGUAAGGCGUUCUGUAAGACGAGCGACGAUUGCUCGAUCGGGGGGCCGUUGGCCAAAACGUCGCUCAAGACGGGCAAGUGUGUGAACCAGCGCUGCGAGUGCAUGUACCACUCGUGGGGUGGCCCGCGCUGUACUACUGCUACUUCCGGCUCGAGCUCGUCGGAAGAAGGGGUGAUGAGCCAAACGUUUGGACCGUCGAUGGGGGUCUCGAUUGCACUUGCAGUCGUGGCGUGUCUGCUGUCUGCGCUAUCUGUCUACAAGGCCGUCACGAAAUCGGCGAAACAGUCGAAGGUUGCGAUGGCUGCAGUGAAUGCCCAGCGAAAGGCCGCGGCGAUCUCCGAGACUGGAUCGAACAGCGAAGGCAGUACCAACAUUGCCCCGGUGUCGAAGGACAACUAUCGUCAGAACUUCGUCUAG